GAGGCGGCGCGGGAAGCCGAUGACUUCAAGCCUGCAUCUAUUGAUACAUCCUCUGAAGGAGACCUUGAAGUUGGCAAAGGUGAACAGGUGACAAUAACGCUGCCAAACAUUGAGGGUUCAACUCCACCAGUAACAGUUUUCAAGGGCUCCAAGAAGCCUUAUCUAAAGGAAUGUAUCUUAAUUAUCAAUCAUGACACUGGAGAAUGUCGACUAGAGAAACUUAGCAGUAACAUCACUGUGAAGAAAACCAGAGCUGAAGGAAGCAGUAAGGUUCAAUCUCGUAUUGAGCAGCAACAGCAGCAAAUGCGAAAUGCCAGUAAGACUCCAAACAAUGUUAAAAAUUCUCCACCAAAAGAAAAGAUGUCUCCAUCUUCUCCUAUGGACGACAUUGAGAGAGAGCUAAAGGCCGAGGCUAGCGUCAUGGACCAGAUGAGUAGCUCUGAUAGUUCGUCCGAAUCAAGAAGUUCAUCCUCCUCCUCAUCCAGCAGUGAAAAUAGUUCUAGUGAUUCAGAAGAUGAGGGGGCUAAGCCUUCUCUGCCUAUGUCAAUGCCAUACUUGCAGCCACAGCCUGCUAUGUCUGCCAUACCACAACAGGCCAUCCGUGACAUGGAUGCCAGUCAUAACAAAUCUCAAGAGAGUGGUGGCCAUAUGAUGAAUACACUAAGAAAUGACUUGCUGCUGAGUGAAUCUGGAAGUGACAGUGAUGACUGAACAAGAUUUUGGCCUUCAUAAAGAUGCAUCACCUCUCUUUGCUAAAGCUGUCAUAGCAUCUGUUUUGCACUAAGAUUAGAUUACCCAAGAUUGAAAUGAAUGUCCUCAAUUUUUGGAAAUAGAGACAUCUUAAUUUUCUACUGGCACAUCAGAUCUAUGGUACAGCAGCCCUGAUGUCUAAUCGCUGCUCUGGGUACUUGUUUGUCUCUUCCAAAUUACUGUAUUACAGUAUCGGUUCUUAUGAACGGAUUCUGAUUUUUGCCUCAACCACCUGUUGUACUUGAAACUGACUUAUAACAGCUAGUUACUUUAUAUAAUAGAUAUGGGAAUGGGGGAAUUUCUAGUAUUUAUGGAGGCAAGUUUCCCUCCUGUCCUUACAGAUAAUGCUGAUUUCAUAACUUUAUUUUAUUUUAUUUUUUUUGAGAGGGAGGGGAUGGAAGGAAGAACAGCUGAGAUCUGUCGUGUUAACUACAUUGUUGUUCUGUUCACAGUUCAUAACUUUAAGGAAACUGGUGAAUAAUAUGGUCCACUCUUGCAGUUACAGUUUACAACACAUCACUGAAUUUUUAGUUUAAUUGUAUUAUAGGACUUUUUAUAUUUCUGAGCCUUAUGUCUCUUAAGGGAACUUUUCCUUUUCCCUGCCUUUACUUGGACCAGCUGGAAUCCUUACAGCCUCUUCCUAUCUGUAUUUAGAUAACUACAAAGACAGCAAUGGCUUUCCUUCAUUUAAUUCUGUAACUGAAAUCAUAUAAUUCCUUUCUAGGAGUUUAAUACAAUUAAUUUAAUAAAGCAAUAUUAUUUAUAAUUUUAA
This is a messenger RNA of Caretta caretta (loggerhead turtle), 1522 nucleotides long. The record is from RefSeq and is a predicted model, not a curated record. Lineage: Eukaryota; Metazoa; Chordata; Testudines; Cheloniidae.